CUUGAAAAGUAUAUGAAAAAUCGGCGAUGAAAACUUUAGAAAGUAAACUGCACAUUUUCUUCCCACUUUGGCGCUAAACCGUAACUAAUCGUGUUCAUGAGAGAAACUGCUGAUUAGAGAUGUUGAAGCAUGCUGGCUCAUAAAUGUAGAUUGUGUUAUUUAUGGAUGGUGUUAUUUGUGUUAUUGAUGAUCACUAAAAUUUGAUCGAAGAAAAAUGGCAAAAAAGAGAAGUCGAUCUGAGUCUCCAAAACCGAAGGGCGCAAAAUCAAAAAGCAAGACAACAAAGUCGGAACAAAAACCUGCCAGAGGUCGCAGUCCUGCAAAAAAAUCCAGCAACAACAAGCCCAAGAAGCGCAGAGCUUCUUCUAGCAGAUCAUCAAGUAGCUCAACUGGUUCUAGCAGUCAAAGUUCUCGUAGCUCCAGCACUGGCAGCUCAAGUAGUAGUUACUCCUCAAGCACUUCAAGUUCAAGUUCCACUUCCAGUGUUGGUAACAAGAAAGGAAAAUCUCGGACUAAAUCAUCAGUGAAGCAAGCAUCAUCAAAGUCAGCAAAAAAAUCUGAGAAAGUAACAGAGAAGAGACAAGCACCAAAACAAGAUGUACCUCUCGAGAAAAAAGCAGAAAUAAAACCAGAGGGUAAAGUUGAAGUUAAACACUCCCCGCCUUCGAAAAAAUCACCAUCUCCUCAACCAGUGAAAAAACCAUCAUCCCCACCAUCAAAAGAACCUCCUUCCAAAGAGAAAUCCCCUCCCCCGAAAGAAAAAUCACCCCCUCCUAGAGAAAGAUCUCCCCCUCCAAGAGAAAGGUCUCCCUCCUAGAGAAAGGUCUCCCCUCCUAGAGAAAGAUCUCCCCCUCCCAGAGAAAAAUCUCCCCCUCCCAGAGAAAGAUCUCCCCAACCUCCUGAAAGAUCAUCUCCAACCAAAGACAAGACUCCACCUUCAAAGACUGCUCCAUCACGUUCAAAAUCACCAUCACCCAGGAAAGUUCGACCUCCAUUCAGUGAGAGACCCAGACCUCCAAGACAGUAUCGAUCUCGCUCCAGAUCUUCAAGCCCUGGAGCACGUAACCGAAGUAGAUCAUCCUCUGAUUCUAGGUCAAGGUCAUUAUCACGAUCAAAGUCACCGCGAAAACGCCGUAGUCCCAGUCCUAAACCAAAGAAGUUGUGUGUGAACCGGCUAUCUCGUAAUGUCACUCGCGAUCAUAUCUUGGAAAUCUUUAGCGUAUACGGGAAAGUUGCCAGUGUCGAUGUUCCCACCAGUAGGAACUUUGUCCACCCUGGUUACGCAUAUGUUGAAUACGAAGAUCAUGCUGACUGUAAUAAGGCUAUGAAACAUAUGAAUGGUGGACAGAUAGAUGGUCAGGAAGUUCUUGCACAGUUUGUUUUGGAUCAACGUCCACCACCACGUCAACGUAAAUCCAGUCCACCACGACGACGACCAUCAUGGAGACGAUCACCACCUCGAAGAUCACCCGGACGACGUUCACCUCCACGUCGUUCACCACCCCGGAGAUCCCCUCCUAGAAGAUCCCCCAUUCGACGGUCUCCAGCUAGACGAUCACCUCCUGGUAGACGAUCACCGAUCAGGAGAAGAUCAUCGCCUGAUGGUCCCGGUAGAAGAUCUCCUCCUCGUUCAUAUAGACCCCCAGGUAACCGUAGGAAGUCACCAUCUCGUUCACGCUCCCCCCGGCGUAGAGGAAGGUCAUCGUCUUCACGUUCCCCCUCCCGGUCACCUCUCAAGGGACGCAACUUCAAACGACGUUCUUCCAGUUCAAGCUCGUCUGCGUAGGAGUUAAAGAUGAUUUCGUGAUUGAACUGUGGUCUUCUUCUUUUCUCCUGCAAGAAAUGAAGAAAUACAAAGCUAAGUGUCUUUGGUACAAACAAUGAAAGUUAUGUCUUUGUAUUUCCAUAUGUGUUUUGUCUUUAUUUUUAUGAUUAUUAAUAAAUUUAUGUCAGUCUA
Molecule: messenger RNA, 1957 nt
Organism: Xenia sp. Carnegie-2017
Lineage: Eukaryota; Metazoa; Cnidaria; Anthozoa; Malacalcyonacea; Xeniidae
Product: RNA-binding protein with serine-rich domain 1-A-like
Biological process (GO): mRNA splicing, via spliceosome
Cellular component (GO): nucleoplasm; cytoplasm; ASAP complex
Molecular function (GO): RNA binding
Source: RefSeq, a predicted model, not a curated record